This is a messenger RNA of Staurois parvus, 506 nucleotides long. Lineage: Eukaryota; Metazoa; Chordata; Amphibia; Anura; Ranidae. The record is from the annotation of a GenBank genome assembly.
AUGUACAUACACAGAAAUACGCACACACAGACACAUGUACAUACAUACAGAGACACAUGUACACACAGACACAUGUACGUACAUACACACAAACACACACACAUGUACAUACACACACAGACAAAUGUACACACACACACACAUACAUGUACAUACACGCAGACACAUGUACAGAUACACACAUGUACAUACAUACAGACACAUGUACAUGCAUACACAGACACACACAAACACACACACCUAUAAAAAGUUGCAGUACUUCGUUGUUCACUCACAAAGCCAGGUACUGCACUCUAGGGGGAGGCAGAGAGCACAGCACACACUCCUUCCUUUGCUUUCACUGCGCUCAGCUAUUGAGCAGUUUGACGGCUCCCAGUGCCAAUGACAGAUCCGGCCUGAGCUCCGAGCCUGCUCAGCAAGACUGCCCUGGGGGACACACUCGCCCCCACCAUAAUUUCCAUUCGCCAUUGACGAGCAGGCAAGUGGAAAUGUCAAGGCCUGAUGUA